Parnassius mnemosyne (clouded apollo) is the source of this 4418-nucleotide messenger RNA. The record is from the annotation of a GenBank genome assembly. Lineage: Eukaryota; Metazoa; Arthropoda; Insecta; Lepidoptera; Papilionidae.
GUGUUUUUAUUUAGUGCCAAUGCUAUGUAUGGAGUGUAUUUUCAUGAAUUGUAUAAACAGUCAUAAUGAAUGUAUCAAAACGUACUGCCAUGACAAACGAAGAAGUUUUUAUUUUACUAGACUUAGUAGAAGCUAAUCCAAUAAUUACUAGCAAAAGCAUUACCGCAUCAACCAACAAGCUCAAAGAAGAAGCUUGGACCAACUUAACCAAAUCAUUUAAUGCAUCAAUUUCCAGUACUCCAAGAAGUACAGAUCAACUUCGAUUCAAAUGGGACAACUUGAAAAAAAUGGCACGUAAAAGAUCACCGGAUUUCAUGUUAAGUAACCUCAAGCUUGCUGGUGAUAAAAAGAAGUUAUCGACACAGGAUGAUAUUCUUAACCGUGUCACAUCUAUCUUGGUAACGACUUGUGAUGGUUUUACUGCGCAGUUUGGGGGUGACUCAGAACAGCAUGACCCAUUGAGGGGUAAUCUAGAGCAAUCUUUUGUAAGUUCUACGCCCACAUCAGAGCAACAGCUAGAUAUUAACGAGGAUCACACAUUCUCUUUCCCAGUGAUAGAGAAUGAUGUGGAAGCGGAAAGCUCAGAGCGGCGAACUUGUGAUGAAGACCAGAGUGCUAAGACGUUCGUAACUCAAAACUCGAGGGCGGUCGCUCAAGUGCCACGCCAGCAGCCGCUGUUGCUGAACACGUCUACAUUCGACGAUGGCACAGGUACAAAUGACUUACAAAUACCCUCCCUCUCCCCUCCUUUUAGAUUUUUUUCCUUGUAACACGUUCGAUUUUAUUAUUACUAUGUAUGCUUAAAAGAAUCAAUCACCCAAACUCCUUCCGUGGAUGUCGUAAGGGACGACUAUAUUAUAAGAAAUGCAUAAAAGGAUCUUAUAACUUCCGAUAGAUAGCGGUAUAAAAAUUUCCUUACCGCCAGACGUUAACUAUACGUGAAAGAGCCAUGCUUCUGCUAUAUUAUGGAUGGAACACGAAUGGGUUAACUCGACCGGGGUAGGACCACGCUCUCACAGGAUACCAGUGUAAAACAGUAGCUAAAUCCUGCUGUAUUCAGUAUGGUGAAUGUAAGAGAUCCGGAGGCCCUUUUUAAUAGGAUAGGGUUACAAACGAGCACACAGUCCCACUGAUAGUAAAUGGUUUCUCUGACACAUAGACAUCUACAUCUAUCCUCAAUAAAGAAUCAAAAUUCAAAUGCAUUGUCACCCGUGAAGACUAAGGUGGAAUGCCUCUUUUCCAGUAAAAAGAGUCUCAGGUUCUCUACAAUCACCAUACUAAACACAGCAGUGUUAAGUUGCUAUUUUAUGCUGGUAUUCUGCGAGAGCGUGGCCCUUCCACGGUCAAGCCGACCCAUUCAUGUUUCAACUUUACUACUAAUAUAGCUGUAGCGUGGCUCUACUACGUAUAGAUCGUUUUACUGGAAACGACGCAUUUCUAGCCGUCAGGGGUGACAACGCAUCUGCAUUUUGAUUCUUCAUUACGGAUAGACAAAGAUAUCUAUGGUUCACAGCAUUCACUAACCAUCAGGUGGACUGUGUGCGCGUUCGACACGCUUAUUCUGUAAAAAAAACUUGAAAUGAUAUACUGGCUCUAUGCCGCUAAGCUUGCAAGGAAUUAACUCCAUGGCAGAAAAGGAGUGUAAUAACCUACCUUUUAUGUUUAUAGUUGUAUACCAUUUUUCAUCAUAAAUUAAUAUUCAACUUUAAUAGUGAGAAUACGACACAAGAAGAAGCUUUUGGAGGAGGACAUCAUAGCGCGCACAGCCAGAAAUAACGCAAUAGCCGAAUACUACAUAGCCAAAAGGAAAAAGUUGGAACAAGAAAUCGAUUCUGCGCACAGUAUGGAGCAAGCAAAUUUAUUGAUAGAAAAUCAACGAUUGAAAUCGGAACUAGACAAACUUAAAAGUAGACUUGGCUCAUGAAUUAAUUGAUUUAAGAAAAACCAUUUUAUAUGGUGGCGUAAGGCUUUGGCCACGUAAUUAGCGACGUUCAAGCGAUGGAGGUUGCGGGGAGGCGCGAUGCGACAGCGACGUAAACAAAAGCAUAAUUUAAUAUAGCGACGCGCACGGAACGAACGAGAGCGGCGCGGAGCGAUCGAGUCAUGCAUGGGUAGAGUUGUUCAAAACGGUUAUAAAUCAAUAUUAUUUACAUUGAAGUCGGUUGUACAAAAUUGAGUCGCUGCAUAUUAAAUUAACCUCUUAUCUUAAAAAUUCUCUAUUUCAAUAUUAUUGAACCCACACAUAAUAUCCAGAUGCCUAUUAGUGACUCAGAUUCUUUAUAAAGUAGUCAUAUAUUAGAUUUAAAUAUAUUAUUAUUGAAAGAUAAUGUGAUAUUAGAUAUAUUUUUUUAAAUAAUAAGACUGACAUAUUUUUAAAUAUUACUUAAAACUACAAUAAACUUCGUUGUAAUAUUAAGCUAUUAUUAAAGAAAUAAAAAAGUGUAGGUAAGUAAAGUUGUUUUUUUUAUUUUCAUUAAUAUUAUUGAUUCAAGAAUAGUCAAUUGCGUUUUGGGUCCUAGAUUUAAAUACUGCCAAAGCUAAUAUUAGGAGUGGAACUAAUAGAAAGAGUGGGUAGUUUACUAAUAAGCGGUUAUACUCUCUCACUCGUACAAGCAACAUAAAGAACUGCAUAUACAACUAGCUUGGGUCAUUGAACGAGUCUCAAUUAUUGUCGUCGUUCUGUCCGUAGUGGCCUAAUACUUUUAGUACCUUCUUUGCUAGUACAUAACCAGCAAAGAAAGUUACUUGCCGUGAGGCCGGCAUAUGUAACAUCGUGAUGAGCUAUGUUGCUGCUGGCUUGCAUACAUCGUUUAUUUUAGUAUAUAUAUAUUGUAUUUACUUCUAAUGCGUUCUAUGAAUAUUUUAUAACGUAAAGUCUACUAAGUAGUGUUCAUUUAUUUAAAUAGUUAAGAGUACCUUUUAUCUAACACUAUCUGUUACGGCCUACGGCUGCUCCCUUAAAGGUCAAAUCCUCAGGGGCCCAUUCAGCUGAGUUUCGACGAGCAGACGUAGGUCGGGCCUCCUCCAGGCCAAAGUGGAAAAUGCAAAAAACCGUUAGCACCGCUGACAGACGACUCUGCGCUUGCGCGUCAGACCGGUAUUGCACCGAGCCGCGCGCCCUCUGACGUCGAUUCCGAAACCACCGUUCGAGCGUAAACACUAUCGACACCACAUUUGAUCUUAUAGCGUAAGCAUUACAAUCAAAUUGGAUAGUUGGAACGAACGAGAAUAUCUAUUUGUGUGGCCUAGUCUCCAGAGAAAGUAUUAUUUUUUAAUAAUGCUUAUUAAAAUCGCCUAUUAAAACUAAUUGCUAAAAAAAUAAUGCUUGCUUUAUGGCAGAUAAUUCACAAAUUCUACCCUUUCAGAAAAGGGAUGUCCACUCUUGAAAAAUAUUGUGCGAAAUGAAAAUAUUAGAUCUUUACCUAUGAAAUUGCCGUUUUUUAUGAAAUAAGUUAACGUAAUUUUUUUUUCUAUAUUAUUUCUAUUAAUUAAAGAAAUCACCCGCACAAUCGAUGCAUCUUUGCCAACGCAGUGGUAGUUUAUUGAAACCAACAAAUUCUUCAAAGUCAUUUUGUACUGUCGGCGGCCCGUGUUUUUUUAUUCUAUCGGGUAUUGUAUUUUUUUUUCCCACGAAAAAGUUAUUCAAUUUCUGGAAAAAGUAGAAGUCUGUAGUCGCAAGGUCUGGUGAGUGCAGCGGAUUACCAAAGCUGGUUGGAGAGGCGCCAGCUUCUCCAUCAUUGUUUUCAGUCCUUCACAAUACACAGCUGCAGCAAUGCUCUGGCCUUUUGGUAAGAAGCUGUGAUGAAUCACACUGGCACUAGACCACCAAACAGUGACCAUCACUUUUCUAGCGGUAAGUUUUCGUUUAGGGCAUUGUUUAGGUAGGCUGAACCAACUUGCUAAAUUGCUGUGCGCUUGCGAUUUUAAAACAGAAUCAAUUUUUCGUUGCAGGUAACAAUGCGGUUGAAAAUUUCCUUCGUUGUGUGCCUGUUGAAGCAGUAAAAGGCAUGCCUAGACGUUUACUUCGCGGUGGCGGUCAUUGAGUUCAUAGGGCACCCAUUUGUCAAGUUUUUUUACCUUGCCAAUAUCACACCAAAUGGACCAAUAUCGUUUGAUGCUAAUGUCGAAAGCUGCUCCUAAUUCAGCCAUAGAUCGAUCAUUGUCGACCAAAGUUUUCGGACGACCACGGGGCUAAUUUUUCAGAUUGAAAUUUCCAGAACGGAAGUGAGCAAAUCAAUAACAGGUGGUACGUUUGUAGUAUUUGCUCCGUAAACGUCGUUUAUGUUGUGUACCGCUUGUGUCGCGUUGCUACCAAGACGGUCAUAUCCAUAAUUAGUCGAUUUUUUAACGAAUCCAUGAUGACGAAAAAGAUUCAAAUGUUAUGAAAACAUACACUAAUCAAUAAAUAAAUUACUAAU